GUUGUGUUGAAUAUAUUGCACUGCUCGCACAGCAUCAAUCUCGCCCCGCAGUCCAGACCCCAAGGGCACAGCCAAGCACGCACACACACACACACAGACGCGGCAGCAGAUGCGGCAACUCCGCCUCCUUCUUCCUCCUGUCCAUCCACAUCUGCAUCCGCAUCCGCCGCCGCCGCCGCUGAUGGAUAUUGCGCGCGCGGACGUAGCACACAACAUUAUCACCGGCAUGCCCAGGACGGGAGAUGAGCAUCGGCGUCGUCAUUGUCAGCUGCUCAGCACCGUAGGAGGCGCCCCUGAGGCGUCCUGGUCUUCAGCGCUGACGGGCUGCCACGGCGCGCCUGUGCUGCCCUACAUACUACGCACGGCGUAUGAGCGCUCGCAUCUCUGCAUCUCGCAGCAUAAGCGUGCCGAGCUUUGUGUGGCUUCCAGCUACGCCGGGAACGUUGAUCUUGUGGCACUGCUUGAGUGUCGCACAGCACUGGCUUCUGUUGCACGACAGAUCCGGUCAUGGUGGGGUGCGCUUGUCUUGCAGAGCAUAGCUGCGAAAGUCUUGGCGCGAGGUCAGGAGGGAGAUGGCAUUGCAAGGCAAGGGCUUGAAGAACUGGAAAUAGGCGCAUGGAAUUUGGCCGCGGCCUAGGCAGACGGCGAAUGGAGAUGCGUCGAGUGCAAUGGAAAUUUGUAAAAGAAUAAAGUGGUUGUGAUAAGAGAGCUACUUGUCCUACCUUUGCGCGUUUUUACAGCUCAAUGGCGCUAGUUUGCGAUGCCGCCAGUGGACGGCACAAGUUCCCCGGGAAUUGGAGAAAGACGCUAUCAUUGUGAUAGGUAGUAGUGGAAUUAGCUUACCAAGGUGGUGCUUCAAUCUCCUCUAAUCUUCUGUCACGAGACGUGGAGCUCCUAGUGUCAUCAAAGGAGCU
Aplosporella prunicola CBS 121167 is the source of this 914-nucleotide messenger RNA. RefSeq lists its product as uncharacterized. The record is from RefSeq and is a predicted model, not a curated record. Bases 110 to 637 code for a protein of 175 amino acids. The transcript has a single exon. NCBI's taxonomy places the organism in Eukaryota, Fungi, Ascomycota, Dothideomycetes, Botryosphaeriales, Aplosporellaceae.